This is a messenger RNA of Acanthosepion pharaonis, 1026 nucleotides long. Lineage: Eukaryota; Metazoa; Mollusca; Cephalopoda; Sepiida; Sepiidae. The record is from the annotation of a GenBank genome assembly.
AUGGCGGACGCAAUGUUUGCCAAACAAGACGGUUCGUCUCUCUACCAAACGGCGUUUACUUUGAUUCAUUCAUAUCUAUAUCAAGUGCCAUCUAUCUAUCUAUCUAUCUAUCUAUCUAUCUAUCUAUCUAUCUAUCUAUCUAUCUAUCUAUCAGCAUACAAAAUGUCACAAACUUGCAUACGCAAUCUAUCUAUCUAUCUAUCUAUCUAUCUAUCUAUCUAUCUAUCUAUCUAUCUAUCUAUCUAUGUCCAUAAUUAUCUAGCUCACUAUGCUCAUAUCUAUCUAUCUAUCUAUCUAUCUAUUUGUUCAUGUCUAUCUCAAUCUGUUCAUAUCUAUCUAUCUAUCUAUCUAUCUAUCUAUCUAUCUAUCUAUCUCCGUUUAUAUCUACGAAUAUGUGUUUAUGGCUGGAAUUAUAAGAUCUAUCUAUCUAUCUAUCUAUCUAUCUAUCUAUCUAUCUAUCUAUCUCAAGGAUCAUCGUCAUCGUCGACACCCACUCGCAUCGAGAUCAUCAUCCACUCUCUCUCUCUCUCUCUCUCUCUAUUCCCCUUCUUCCCGCCUGGUGGAGAGUUCAGAUUUUCGCCAGUGUCAAAUUACUAUCUAUCUAUCUAUCUAUCUAUCUAUCUAUCUAUCUAUCUAUCUAUCUAUCUAUCUUUUUACUCUUUUCACUUCUUUCUUUCUUUUUCUCUUUUUCCUAUUCUCGUUUCACUGUUACUAUUUUCAUUUCUUUCUUUCUUUCUUUCUUUCUUUCUUUCUUUCUUUCUUUCUUUCUUUCUUUUCUCUUGUUCUACUUUAUCUUACUCAUCAUUUCUUUCUUUCUUUCUUUCUUUUUUCUUUCUCUUUUUUUCAUAUUCUUUUCUUUUUAUAUUUCUGUGUUUUGUCGCUCACUCUCCUUCUGUUUUUAUCUUCUCCCUUCUUUCUCUCUAUUCUCAUUGUCACUUUCUUUUCUCUUACGCUCUUCUUUUCGUUUCUUUUUUUUCUUCUCUCCUAUUGAACUUUCUCCCUCUCCAUUUCUCGCUUUGUCUCUAG